GCAUGAUUUAAGCCGAGCAGCGAGGCGAGAAGCUCACUCACAGCUCCGGGUACACAGGACGAGGCCGCGGAGGUUACAGAGAGGUCGCACUGAACUUGUUGACAGUCUCCACGCUACCCGAGCCUCACUUCGUCAUGGUUUCGUCGACGAGUCUUCUGCUGCUGCUGGUGGGAGUCAUGGGUGCCGUGACUGCCGCCCCCCAGCAUGCCCCCCAGCACGCCCCCCGCGCCACCCUGGGGGACGUUCGCUUCCUGCUGUGGACCAGGUCUAACUCCGGGGACGAGGACUACCAGGUGGUGAAGGAAGGGGACCUCACCAGUCUGGGUCCCUUCAACGGCGCUGACCCCACCGUGGUGCUCGUGCACGGCUUCUCCGCCCGCGGGGACCAUGGCUGGCCGCUGGACGGAAAGACGGAGCUGCUGGCGCACGGCUCCUACAACGUCAUCUCAGUGGAGUGGAGCAAGCUGGCGGCGGCGCCCUGGUACCCCACGGCCGUCGACUUUGUGCCGCAGGUCGGGGCCCUCACGGCAAGUCUCCUGGACUGGCUGCACGAGGCGGCGGGCAUGGACGCCUCCGGGGUGCAGGCUGUUGGCCACUCCCUCGGGGCUCACCUCGCGGGAGCCAUCGGACAGAACCUGAAGACCUUCCGCCUUCCCUUCCUCACGGGCAUGGACCCGGCUGGCCCAGAGUUCCACCAUCAGUCGGAGUCGGGUCGAAUUGACAAAUCAGACGCAGAGUUUGUGCAGAUAAUCCACAGCAACGGCGGCGGCAUUCUGGAGGGCUGCGUGGGGAUGGAGGAAGCUAGCGGUCACGUGGACUUCUACCCCAACGGAGGCGAGCACCAGCCGGGCUGCACCAUUGGCGGGGACUGGAUGGACCUGCUGGUCGGCGGGUGCAGCCACGGCAAGUGUUACAAGUACUGGAUGGAGAGCAUCAGAGGGCAGCUUCCCUUCGUGUCACGGCCUUGCCAGGACUGGGAAACCUACACCAGUGACGGCUGCAACACCUGUGGCCAGGGAUGCCUCGAGAUGGGCUUCCACGUGAACCGCAGCCUGGAGGGGCAGUACUUCCUCGCCACCAACAGGCAGGAGCCGUACGCUCAGGGUGGUGCUGUCCGCGCCCUGUAACACCAGAGUCACGGAGCAGCGAAGGAAGACAAAAUAUUGAUACGUGUUCGUCGCAGUCCUUGUCUAUUAACCUCAGUGUUUGACGCGCCGCCGCGCUGCAUUGGUGCACGCAGACCUCUCGUCACCGUGAUGCUUUUGUAACUACAUGUGGGGACAAGAGGAGUACAUAAUAAAACAACCUGCAGGAGUGGGCAGAAGCACCUCAGACUCAACACAGCGUGUCUUCCCUGUCAACAAAAGAGAUAAAGCUAUAGUCAGCCUGUGGGAGUCCGAAGGUAUUUUCUAUCACUGUGCUCCUUCCUUCUGAGAGACAAAGGGAGGACAGACACAACCUGGACCAUCACAGCUGAGCCAACACAACACACCUCGCGCCAACACGGUGUCCUGCAGUCUACAUGAGGAAACAAUACCCCUUUAAUGGCGCCCCGCUGAGCCACCCCAACCCGCCCUUCAACAACAACAACAACAACAACAGGAGCAGCGGGAAGCUUGGGAUAAAGACUCCUUGGAUGGCUCUUUGAAUUCUCCCUCCAGCCAAGGGAAUGAGAGGAGUGAAACAACCUUCGGCCACUCCGGCGAAGGACAGUUACAUCUCGUGGCAGCACAUCCAUCGACGCUUAGCAGUAUCAUCAUCAUCAUCAGCAACAACAACAACAACAACAACAACAUCAACAGCAGCAGCAUCUUCCAUGAGGGUGCUCGUGCGAGGCCUUGCUCAGCGCAGCGGCAAAUUUAUAGACUUUGAUUAAGUUUAGUUAAGUCUGACGCAACAGUUAUAGAAACAAAUAAAAAAUAAUGCAAGGGAACUAA
Molecule: messenger RNA, 1937 nt
Organism: Eriocheir sinensis (Chinese mitten crab)
Lineage: Eukaryota; Metazoa; Arthropoda; Malacostraca; Decapoda; Varunidae
Product: inactive pancreatic lipase-related protein 1-like
Exons: 9
Coding region: 135-1127 (330 amino acids)
Biological process (GO): lipid metabolic process
Molecular function (GO): lipase activity
Source: RefSeq, a predicted model, not a curated record